Messenger RNA from Darwinula stevensoni, 5183 nucleotides. Lineage: Eukaryota; Metazoa; Arthropoda; Ostracoda; Podocopida; Darwinulidae. The record is from the annotation of a GenBank genome assembly.
AUGCAAGAGAGUGCCUUUGCCUUUGUUAGGGAUACUACCGGAUGCGAACAGAGUUCUGGAUUUGCUGGUCCCAAAAGGGCAACCCUGGAGAAAGAGAUCGAUGCCCGGGCAUUAGAGACUCAUGCCAGGAAGAAGAGGAUGAAAGAAAUGCGGAGCUUCAAUAGGAGAGCUGGAAUAAACGGGAGAAAGAAAAAGAAAUGGAGAUGGAGGGGAAGGCUGUCCCUGGCCCGUAAUGGAGUCUCUGAUGCCUGCUGUCGGCUGCAAUACGUCUUGAUGCGAAUAGCUCGUAUUUGCUCCGAAGAAGUGAAGAAGGAGAUCGAUGCUUGGCCAGGCUCUCAAGUCGGGAUGUCUUUUCCCUUCAUGCUAUCACUGUUUCAGAAAGGCCAGGUGAGGACAGGGCAAUAUCGAUUCCUUGCUCGAGGAGGUGGCUUCGCAUAUGUUGUGACAGAGGCCAGCUUUGUUCCAGGUCAACCUGACGACAGCACUGUCAUCCUUCAUAAUGCGAUUGCUGUGCUCGUCCCUGUAAUAAACGACGUCGGGUCUCCUGCCACAGAUGCACGGUGCGGAGAUUGCUUCUAUGAUAGUGUGAGGCUUCAUCUGAUGGAUUUCUCGUCCCCGACAGCGCCGAUGAAUUCCUCUAAUAUUUUCGGCGGGGUCUUGAAGAAUGCUUCCAUGCCCCUUAUCCAUCCCCCAUUCACUCUUGCCUUCCAUGCUGUGUAUGAGUUUGAAAGUUCUUCAAGAAGCUGUUUCAUCACACCUUGGGAGUAUCUGAUAGAUGUGAACGAAGAACAUAUCGAGCAAAGUGGGAUUCAAGAUGAACUGGCAAUCCUGUCAAAUCAGCAGUUAGAAGACUGCACACUCAAGGCUAUAAAACCAGACUUGGGAGAAGUGUCUGAGUCUGACGGAGCCCCAGCAUCACCAGAAGCGACCGAGGAGUCGGACCCACUCCAGGAAGAGGGUAUCAAGGACCCAGUAGGAGAGGAAAAGAAGAAAAGGAAAGCGGAGGUGCCUCACUACGGUAUCUCUUGGGUGACGGCAGCAGUGGUCAUCCCCCGUUGGUCGCCUGAUAUUAUGAACAAGGGCUUCCUUGUUUUCAAGGAUAACACCAUGUUCAAGGAAGAUACAGAGGAAUUAGGCCACUUCACGCCUGAGAAGGGGACCCUUUGCCUCCCUUUGGAGACACCUGCAUUUGUCCUAGAUGAAGAGGAUGAUGUCCUAGGUGGCGACAUCUUCAAAGGGGACUGUCUUCAAGAUGAUGAGUGGAGGACCUUCAGUAAGAAGACAAGAGACUCUUCUUCAUCUCCCUCAUCCAUCACUGCCUCUCCAUCAUCGCCAGAAAAUGAUGGAUGCAAGAGCCCAGGAGGCAUUUCAUGCUCUGAUUCUGGAACAUCCUCAACUUCGUUUGGAAGUGGACCUGAUCCAUUUGAAAAGCUUGGACUGGAUGCUUUUUCUGACUCUUUGUCUCCUUCACCAAAAUCUGAAUCCCAUGACUGCAAUGGAGGUGGAAAUGGUGAUACUGAUACUCUGGGACUGGAGGAUGAACCAGUGGCUGUGGUAUCACCACCACAGAAGCUCAUCUUGGUGCGCAGCACUGGACGUGUCAUGCCAACAAGAUUUGACGUGUUGAAGGCCAUGCCAGAAGGUUCAGCCCUCUUGGCUGCAUUGAAACGAACAGCCAGUGGUCAGCGCAAGCCUGUACCCACCCUCGUGGUGCCAACAUUGAAGACCUAUAUGACAACUGGAACACAAACUUCUCCUCCUGGUUCACCCUGUCCUGCUGAUCGGGUUCCUGCCCUUUCACCUGAUUCUUCUACAACUGACUUGGGUGGAAAGGUGGAAGGAACCUGUCAACCGACAACAAAGAAACCGAAGUUGACCAAGCAAGAGUCCCCAUUGAGUGAAAGUGUCCUGCGUAAUCUUCUUGUAUCUGGACAGGAUAAUGCUCCAAAGACACCUGGAAAGGUAACAAAGUCAGGUGUGAUCCCACUGGCUUCUUUGCUCCAGCCAGAAGCCUCAGAAGAUGCAAUUCCACCUCUCCUAACUCUUACUCCCUAUGACUGUGACGUGAAUGCACCCAUUCAAGAAAAUUCAGGACUCUUGCAAGGCCAAGAGCUCCUUCAUGCUCUGGAGACUGCUGUUGAUAUGGUAUAACCUGGAAUACUGGGGUUCAUACUGAAACCCCUGAUCAUUUUUUAGAUCAGCCACUAUGUGACUGUCUGUCAGCUGUUGAAUCCUGUGGCUUCCAGGGCACAAGUUCUCAGUCAUUCCCAUCUCUGUAGUCUCAAUUAGAUGGUUUGAGUUCAAUCUCCUUUGGGCUGAAUGUCUUACUUCAUUUUUGAAGAAUAUUUACCAGCUCAAAGGAGUAGCCACUAGUUACCUCAUGUUUGAUAGUUCAACUUGAAUGUGUCAGUGGACAUCACAUCCACCUGCCAGUAAUGGAUUAUAAGCUAGCAGGUACACAUUCACAAGCAAUCUUUCCUGUUGCUUGUAUAGUAAAUGUGAUCAUCAGGUGCAAAACAUGGAGAUUAGAUCAACUGCUACAUCAAGUGAUGGAACUCUGUGAAAGCAGAUGUUCUUCAAGGUCCAGCUGACUGUGAAAACGUUAUCAUUUGGGAUGAUUCUGGGGAAGAGGAGAGAAAUAGGGGAAACCCCUGGUUUAUCCAACUAUUUUUGUCAGUGUGUCCUUGGACCUUUGGAUUUGUGUGUUGUUUGACGAGAAUAAGCAUGACAUUCUGAGGGUUGAUAUUACAUGUUCACUGCCUGCUGGAAGUGAUCCCUACAGUUCAAAGUUGUAUGUUGUAUGAUGUCUUAUCCAUCUUACUUUCCUCUUUCAUUGCCCAAGUAUGAACUUGGAUCAUGAUUUUGGCACCCAGAACCUUUUCAGUGUCAGAUUCAUGUUAUGACACACCCUGUGCUCCAGGUUGAAACUCUAAAAUGAAUGCAUCACAGCCUUCAAGGAGCUGUUAACACACUGUAGUUUUACAUAUUCAGUUUAAGGCAUUAUUUUUAGAGUGACCAAGAUUGCAGUUGUAAACCUUGCCAAUAUCUGUGGUAGCUUCUUAUACCUUCAGUUUGGUUUGCUGACUAAGCUGUUCUGCACAACUGUCAGGUUUACAUUUUUUUUGCUCAAAUGUGGCUGCUUUGGGUAUCUUUUGUCAGAAUGUUCCCCCAACUUAAUCAAGCCAUUGCUCAGACUCCAGGACAGCCCACUCACUUCUGGGGGCAUAAUUCCAUCUGGUGAAAUGCAUCGCAGUUGUUGACACAUGGUUACUUCUCUUUAUAGAGCCUUCCUCCAAGGUUCAGUUGGAAGCAAGCAUGAAUGAGAACUCACAAGUUGAAGUUCAGUCUCAUAAACUCAUUUUGUGCUUUUCAUAAUAGAGAAGGAAUAAGCAAGUCGACCUUCGGCCUGGUAUUGAGGCUGUCUGGUGUUGCAAAAAAAAAAUUAUUCCUUCAUUCCUUUGGAAAUUCCUCUGGAAUUGGCCCUGGGGUGGGAAAUGAGGAUCAUUUGCAUCAUUUAUCAGCAUGGAUGCAUCUAUUGAAUUCACCAGCCAUUCGCUUACUGUUGUAUCUCUCUCUUUCCCUUCUCUCUCUCUCCCUGAACAGCCAGCAUGUGAGAAACCUGUUGCUCUCUAUAUUAAAAUGGCUAUAAUUAAGAAGUCUUGAUUGCAUCCCUGUUCAUUAAGUAUCUCAUAAGAAUCCCUGUUUCAUAACAUGCUGUAAUUGAGUUGGCUGUCCUUGUGUCAGAAAUGAAUACACCAUUGGAUAUGAAGUUCUUUUUGAGAUUAUUGCAAAUGUUUUGUGUUACAGACUUACCAUUUUUUAGGACAGUAUGAAGUAUUGGUACAUAUUACAAUUAAGAAGCAGUAAGCAGACCAUUUUGGUCAGUGAAAGCCAAACUGAUUAAGUCCAUUCAGAUCUGAAACUGAGUCACCACAAAAUGAAUGCAAUCUAGAACUUCAUUCCUGGUCAAUCCUCAAUAUAGCACUUCAGUUGGAUAAAGCCAGCUUCACCAGGACCUUGAUGUAGAAGUUGGCUUCAUGCCUGUCUAGACUUAUUUCUGGUUGCCUGAGCAGGCUGAUUAUGAAGAGGAAAGCAGGAACUAACUGCAAACUGACUGGGGUCAAACCCUGCAAACUGCAUGUGACCUUUGGGGAAACUGUCCUACGGGAUUAAAAUAUAUUCCCUGUCUCUGUUGAACUUUUUUACUGCUCAGUUUUCGAAAAGCAAAGAAUCCUAAUGAGCCACCCUCUAAGGCAAAUUGGACUAAAACAUAUGAGUUGCAUGGAGUACCUUUCCAUGGAAAUUCAGGUAGAUCUGCAACUUGGCAGGUAAAUCUCAACAUUUAAAAUUUCUCAUUACAGGAACUAUAAGGGGAAUGUUUCCUUCUUUUAGAUAAUUAAGUUUUCAUAGGAACAAAGAUGUCCUGGCUUGCGAGGUUCAAAACAACAGGAGAAUAAUCUCAUUCUCCCUGUGUUAAAAUUCUCCUUUAAGUCCCUGGGCUGGGUGGAAGGUUUGAGCUUGUGCCCUUUGCAUCAUGUCCGUACAAGGCUGAUCUCUACGCAAGAGAAACAGAAAACAUCUAACAUCUAUUUGUGUAGUCUGCAUUUGUUUCUGUGAAACCAUGAUUUUGUGGUUGUUUUAUAUUCAGGGACCAAGCUGCUGGCAACGUCCUCAGUUUUUGAAUGUACAUAUAUAGAACUGUAUGGUCACGUAGAUCUCUUUCUUUGAUGUGUUACUCUCUUGGUUUCGUUCUUUAAUAGAUUUUACUAACAAAUGGUUUUUGAGUGGCCAGUCAUCUUUUCCAAUGAAACAUUUAGUAGUUCUUGCAAGUUGAGGUCUUGCUAGAAAGGAGCCAUACUUUCUAGUCACUUCAGGGACUAAAGAUGAAAAAGCUUACAUGAAAUGUCCUUCAUUGUCUUCAACACGGCCCCUGAACACGGGAAUUGAAACUAGUGAAUUACCAGAAUAUCUAGUUUUUUAAACAUACAUAGGGUUAUAGAAAGAGGCAAAGACGUAUUUUCUCCUUGCUGUUUCCUCUCUUGGGAAUGGAUUUUUCUUUAUGCCAGUGCAAUCGCAAAGGGAAAAGUUUGUUGAGAUCCCACGAGCUUGUUUCUGGGAAGGUCUGAAUUGCUUAUUGUUUUUGAAGAUUGCUUAUCAGAAAAUAUAUUGAGAUUGAUCACGGC